This is a messenger RNA of Hylaeus anthracinus, 3476 nucleotides long. RefSeq lists its product as uncharacterized. The transcript is spliced from 5 exons. The record is from RefSeq and is a predicted model, not a curated record. The coding region runs from base 1353 to 2615 and encodes 420 amino acids. Lineage: Eukaryota; Metazoa; Arthropoda; Insecta; Hymenoptera; Colletidae.
ACUCGUAAAAAAAAAGAUACAUUGGUUCGUUCUCAAUUUCAAAAAACGAGCCUCCAUUUGCACGUAACGAAAGGAAGUAUUACAAAUUCAGUUUGAGAGCUGCAUUGUGGUUCAGCGUUCAAAUUAGGUAAAAUUGCAGGGUUUCGUGCGAUCGCUUCAGGAAACGUUCUUUUCUCUUCUUUUUUUUCUUUUCUUUUCUUUUUUCUUUUAUCGCGUAAUGUCAGUGUCAACGUUUCGGCGAGUGUUGAGUCUUAAACGGGGCCGUUCGAGGGCCGCGCGAGAGGAAUAUCAAUCAAAUUCUAGAAGCGCAUCGACCCAGUUGACUUCGCUGUUUUCACUUUCGAACGUCCCGUAAUCGUUCGCCAUUCAAAAAAUUUGUACAAGUAUUUAUCAAUCGUCCAGAGUCAUUCCUAAUGGCUUCGUGUUUUUCUUUCGACUCUCUCUCUCUCUCUCUAUAUAUAUAUAUAUUCGUAAUUCACUGUAUUUAUUUGAUUUAUAUUAUUUGCUUAACAAUAUGCACACGUAGCCUGAGAAGUAUACAAAAUGCUGUUUAUCAAUCGUCCAGAGGCAUUCAUAUUUAUAUUCAUAUUUAUUUUCGAUUAUUCUAGCCCUUUGUUUAUUUUAUUUCUCAAUAAUGUACGAGCAGAGUCUCUUUGACACUUAUGCCAAGUGUUGUCACUCCUAGAUGCGCAACAAUUUUGCCACAGGUGCGAGUUUUAUUUAAAUAUAUUACUACUUUCCAGGGAACCUUCACCCAAUUCUAUUUAAAGAGUGUGGAAAGACGUUAAUAGCCUCGAGCAACCGCCCCUAGAUGGCGAUUUACUUCGGACCCCAUCUCGCAGACAAUAAUCACCAAGCACUUCUAUAUAUGAGCUGCUGAGAAUCGUGUCGAAUUAAGUAAAACAAAAAUUAAAAAAUUUCAGGUCCAUGGAUUUAUUUAAAUUGUAUCUCACGUCUCGUAUGAUAAUUGCUAAACGCUUCUUAUGAUCAAUUAACUGUCGAGAAUCAUAUCAAAUUAAAUUAAAAUAAAAUUUUAAAAAAUGGUUAUAUGUGCUACUUGUUGAUUAUUAACGUUACCAAGAGAAAGUUGCUAACCAAUUCGAUUUCUCUGAGGUUGACAAGAGACAAAGACCUCUCGAUUAGGUGCCACUAAUGACUUUGAUCCAGAAUUACGAAAUAGUCACGCGGAGAGGCAGAGAGUAUGGUAGCCAUCAGGUCCCACGAAGCAGGUUUUAUCGAAUAUUAAGCAUGUGGAGGAACCAUGUAGAUCGACCUAAUUUUCUUCUGGUAUACAAGUCUUUGUUCGGAUGGGAGGGGUACCGGAACGAUGAUUUUUUGAGGAGGGGUCCCCAAUGGUAGCACAUGGCCAUAUAAGCAACGCCUGCUGCCUCUGCCAGGACACAGUCUUCCACCCUAUCGUUCAUUCGACUUCUCAGCAAUCAAGGAUGCAACCGAGGCUAGUAUUGUUGACGUUAGCGGCGGCGUUGGUGCAGGGUAGCACCGGUAGCCAAGUGUCGGUCCAGAUGCCCUACCUGAGCCCAGCUGGAGUGACUUACAUCAACAACGUGGAUCCACAUGGACUCACAUACUCGUUCCCAGCCAAUUUGGAGGCUCAGCACAUCGGAUACGCUCACGCCCAGGUGCCGGCAGUCGCUGCUGUGCCUUUCGUCAAGCACGUGCCCACCGUCUCCCAUGUACCGGUGGCGAAAAUCGAGGCGCAGCCUGUGGUCCUCGAGAAGCAGCUCGACGUGGUGAAACCUGCCGUGUCCACUCGUAAAUUCGAGGUACGUCGUCCAGCUAUCCAGAAGCAGUUCUACGAUAUAGAGGAACGCGUGGUGGUUCGUCCAGCUGGAUCAGCAGUGGUCGAACUGGAGCAACCAACUUCGAAGAUCCAAAGGGGACCAGCGUUGAUCCAGCCUCUGUACCCGUAUCAGAUACAAGCUGGAGGACAGUACAACUUCGGCCACUCGACCAUCUCCCCACCACUGGCUCCCUCCAGCCCAGCUCCCAAUGGCGAAGAUAGCGUUGUCGUGGACAACCCCGACUUCCGUAGACUCCAGGACCAGGUUCACAUAUCCAGCCCUCAGGUGAGGACCAGUUCCAACGGAUCACCCAACAACGAACCAUUCGUUGCCCACGACCCCUCGCCAAGCGUAAUCGUCAGCCCAAAGUCCACCCCCGAGGAGGACAAGAACAACCAGGACAGGCUCCUCGAGCUUCUCACCGCUCGUGGCAACGUUGCCGAGGUGGGAUACGCAAACAACGCUCUCUCGAGAGCCUCGCUGGACGAUAAUGGCCGCGUGAAGGGACGAGUCCUUUCCGCGACACCAGCACCGGACAACGCGGAGCCUGCCAACGAGCGCGUCUCUACUCGUCGCGUCGUCCUCUCCAGGCCGAUUGAGACCUUCCAGGAAGUGAACGUCGUCGAGCCAGCGACGAAGAUCGAGAGAGUCUCCGUCCAGCAACCCACGUUGAUAAAGACCGCUCGUCUGGACCACGUUCAGGUUCACGGUUCUUAUCCCGUCGUUGGAAAGGCGCUCACGCCCACGCUUGCUCACGCCUCGAUUCCCCUUUACCAGAAGACAAUCUCCCCUGCCUACAGCUACUACCAUUAAGCCUAUUUAUCUCCUGCGAUUAUCAUCCGGCUACCGUUAAAAAUAUCGAUUCUUGCGAUUAUUCUCUGCGCCUCUGGUACGACAGAAUAUUUAUGAUAGAUACCGAUGGUUCACGUGUUCCAUGAAUCGAGAUCCGUUUUAUUAGGUUGUCCUAAAAGUUUCUUUCGUGAGUUGCAUUCGAUUAUUUUCUGUGGCAGUGUUUAUAUAAAUAGACGAUCUAAUUUCUUAGACGUUGAUGCUGUGACAGUAGUGGAAUUGUACGCAAUUUUUUAAUGUAACAUGAAAAAUAAAAUAUUGUGUAUGUAUUGAUUACUAAUACAAGGAUAGAUACUUUUGGGACAACCUAAUAAUAAGUAGACCGAUCUUUAUGCGUUCAUAGGAAAUUUAAAUGUGUAUACAUUCCACGUAUAUAUUACACGCGUGCGCCAUUUUUUAUUUGACAUUUGAAUUUAACGUUCGAACCAGGGAGAAAAUUUGAAUCUUGUUUUCUACGAUUUUUGUAAUUUUAUACCGGUUGAAUAUACCUUUUCUACGAAUCUAAAUUCAUGGUAAUAAGUAACAACAAGUGUAACAAUUCCGUAUUCUAAUUUUUAGGUACUACACGCGUGCGCCAUUUUUUAUUUAACGUUCGCGCGUCCAGGGAGAAAAGUCGAAUUUAUUUUCUACGAUUUUUGUAAUUUUAUACUGGGCAACGACCCCUUCGGAGUACCCCUGGCAUGCUAGAAUUGUAAUUCGUGUAAUUCACCGAGUGGACAUUUUUAAUCAAUCUUAUUUUCGAAUUUUGUUUCCCUGUAUACGCCGUUUUAUACACUCCCCUCUAUCGCAUACUUGAAUUUUGUACUAUGGAGAAUAUUUAUAUAU